GAUAGGUUGGAUCUGUGAUUCCCCUAUCGGUUAUAAAAAGGGGUGGGGGCUGAUCAGCGAUGGUAUCAGUUCCUCGCCUGCCACAUGUGUCCAUGCCGGAUAAGAGCUCACAUAAGUCCACACCCCGCGGGGCCCACCUCAACCACAAUAACCGCAACGGCGGAGAGCGCGGGGAAGCCGCUCAGGCCAGGAACCUCGUCUCCUGGCUCUCGUUUCCACACGAGUCCGCAGAGGAAGAGACCGGAAGCGGCGCACGGCGCAUGGGAGGGUUCACCAAUCCCGCCGUCGCUCUGGCCGGAAGAGGAAGGUGCCGUUCUUAGAAGCGUCCCCGGCCAGUUCCGGCUGCCGCACGGGUGCCGUUACGGACUGCGGCGUGGGUGUCGGGAGACCCGGCUGCUCGGGGCUGCGUGCACGAUGCCUGGCGGCGGCCGCUGCCCCGACUGCGGCUCCACCGAGCUCGUGGAGGACUCGCACUAUUCGCAGAGCCAGCUGGUGUGCUCCGACUGCGGCUGCGUGGUCACCGAGGGCGUCCUCACCACCACCUUCAGCGACGAGGGCAAUCUCCGAGAAGUAACCUAUUCCCGAAGCACAGGAGAAAACGAACAAGUUAGUCGCAGCCAACAGCGAGGUCUCCGCCGAGUGAGGGACCUCUGUCGCGUCCUGCAGCUGCCUUCAACCUUUGAAGACACAGCAGUUGCGUAUUACCAACAGGCAUACCGGCACUCUGGCAUCCGCGCGGCCAGGCUGCAGAAGAAGGAGGUGCUGGUCGGGUGCUGUGUCUUAAUUACCUGCAGGCAGCACAACUGGCCCCUGACCAUGGGCACCAUCUGCACCCUGUUGUAUGCAGACCUGGAAGUGUUUUCUGGCACCUACAUGCAGAUGGUGAAGCUCCUGGGGCUGGACGUGCCGACGCUGUGCUUGGCAGACCUGGUGAAGACCUACUGUAGCAGCUUCAGAUUGUUCCAGGCUUCUCCGUCUGUGCCCGCCAAGUACGUGGAAGAUAAGGAGAAGAUGGUGUCGCGAACGCUGCAGCUGGUGGAGCUGGCGAGCGAGACGUGGCUGGUGACCGGGCGGCACCCCUUACCUGUCAUCACCGCUGCUGCCUUCCUGGCUUGGCAGUCGCUGCGGCCCUCAGCUCCCCUGCCAUGUUCCCUGGCCCGAUUCUGCAAGUUGGCCAAUGUGGACCUGCCCUGCCCCGCUGCCUCCCGCCUGCAGGAGCUGCUGGCCGUGCUGCUGCGGAUGGCUGCCCAGCUGGCCUGGCUGCAGGUGCUGCAGCUCAACCGGCGGUCGGUGGUGAAGCACGUUGGCGACCUCCUGCAGCACCGCCAGCUGCUGCUCCGCAAGGCCUUUCGGGAGGCAACUGCAGAAGCGGAGGCCCAGGAGAAGGAGCUGCCAGGGUGGGGGCAGGAGGCUGAGCAGGGGGACCAGGAGGUGGAGAACGGCUCCUCAGAUCUGCCUGAGGGCAAGCGACCACCCAGCCCUGCCCUCCUCCUCCCCCCCUGCAUGCUGAAGCCUCCCAAGCGGGUCUGUCCCACACCCCCCAUGUCCACAGUCACCGGUGACGAGAACAUUUCUGACAGUGAGAUAGAGCAGUAUUUGCGUAGCCCUGAGGAGAUUAGGGACUUCCAGAGGGCCCAGGCUGCCACCUGCUCGUAACCCUGCCGGCACACGUUGGGGUACUUCACGUCUUCUGAUGGCGGCAUGAGAAUCGCCUCCCACAGCCGGGGGAUUCGUGUAUUCGAGUCCUUAGGUUUCACCUUUCUGGUGUGAAGGAGUUGAGCGGGGCUCUGGAAUUGGCUGGACCCUGGGUCCUGCAGCAGGAGUCAGUGUGGGGGUGGCCGUGGGCAAGAGGGCCCAGGAAACCAGUUGCACAUGCCCACGAUCUGUGGGAUGGCUGUCCGUGGACUGGCAUGAAGACGCUGCAGCACUCCGCUGGGCCUUCUGCAGGCUGGUGGGCGUCUGGCAGCCUGUGGGGCUCUCACCACUCCAGGGCUUCCUCCUGAGGAGCAGAGCUGGGGGUCCCUGGCACUGUGUGUGUUCACAGGCUGGGGCGGUUUGCACUUGGUGUGAGACCCUCCACCUCGUAAUGAAAGGACCACGGGUGGACCGAGGCCGGAGCUCGAGGGCUUUGUGAUAUUUUAAUAUAUUAAAACAAGAGGCAUCUGCUAGAAAACA
Molecule: messenger RNA, 2175 nt
Organism: Tupaia belangeri chinensis (Chinese tree shrew)
Lineage: Eukaryota; Metazoa; Chordata; Mammalia; Scandentia; Tupaiidae
Gene: BRF2
Product: BRF2 general transcription factor IIIB subunit
Exons: 4
Coding region: 85-1656 (523 amino acids)
Biological process (GO): DNA-templated transcription initiation; transcription preinitiation complex assembly
Cellular component (GO): transcription preinitiation complex; nucleus
Molecular function (GO): TBP-class protein binding
Source: RefSeq, a predicted model, not a curated record